AUGAGCUUGGAACACUCCUCCAGGCGCCUUCUUAAACCUGAGCCUUCCAAGCUCCAGGCCAAACAGCAUCAGUGGAGGAUCUCUGGAGCAGGGGAUCAUUUGCAGAUCAUCACUCACAGCAUUUGCUUAGUCAAUAACAUCGCAGAAGAAAUCACAGUAUCAUUUUAUCAGCCCUAUGACUUCGCUUGGAUCCGUAUUUACAUGUUGGAUAUGAUCAGGUCAAAUAAACCUCCUGAGAAGGCCCCGGUGGACUUUGGCUACAUGGGGAUUGACUCCAUCCUGGAGCAGAUGCGCCAGAAGGCCAUGAGGCAGGGCUUCGAGUUCAACAUCAUGGUCAUUGGGCAGAGUGGCUUGGGUAAAUCCACCUUAAUCAACACCCUCUUCAAAUCCAAAAUCAGCCAGAAGUUGGUGCAGCCCACCUCGGAGGAGCACAUCCUCAAGACCAUCGAGGUCAAAUCCAUCACACACGAUAUUGAGGAGAAGGGUGUCCGGAUGAAGCUGACGGUGAUUGACAACAGCGAGAACUGCUGGCAGCCCAUCAUGAAGUUCAACAACAACCAGUAUGAGAAGUACCUGCAGGAGGAGGUCAACAUCAACUGCAAGGAGCACAUCCUGGACACCCGCGUCCACUGCUGCCUCUACUUCAUCCCUGCCACUGGCCACUCCCUCAGGCCCCUGGACAUCGAGUUUAUGAAACGCCUGAGCAAGGUGGUCAACAUCAUCCCGGUCAUCACCAAGGCUGACACACUCACCCUGGAGGAGCGGGUCCACUUCAAACAGCGGAUCACCGCAGACCUGCUGUCCAACGGCAUCGACGAGUACCCCCAGAAGGAGUUUGAUGAGGACUCGGAGGACCGGCUGGUGAAUGAGAAGUUCUGGGAGAUGAUUCCAUUUGCUGUGGUGGGCAGUGACCAUGAGUACCAGGUCAACGGCAGGAGGAUCCUCGGGAGGAAGACCAAGUGGGGCACCAUCGAAGUUGAAAACACCACACACUGUGAGUUUGCCUACCUGUGGGACCUUCUUCUCAUCAGGAUGCACAUGCAGAACAUCAGGGACAUCACUAGCAGCAUCCACUUCAAAGCCUACCGUGUGAAGCGCCUCAACGAGGGCAGCAGCACCAUGGCCAAUGGCAUGGAGGAGAAGAAGCCAGAAGCCCCGGAGAUGUAG
This is a messenger RNA of Saimiri boliviensis boliviensis (Bolivian squirrel monkey), 1167 nucleotides long. Lineage: Eukaryota; Metazoa; Chordata; Mammalia; Primates; Cebidae. The record is from RefSeq and is a predicted model, not a curated record.